AUGGGGAACGAAGACAUUAACCGCAAGGACGUUUCGACUCAGAAAGACUGGCCUGAUGAUGAGAACAACCCGUUUGUCGCCUUCCGGCGCUACGCCGAUGAGCAGGUCUCCACCAUGCUUCAAUCUAUCACGGGCCUCCCCUCGAUGGUAACACAGCCUCACAGCGGCCACUGGGAUAUAUUCGCAGAUAACCAGGGCCACCAGAAUCGGAUCUCUCGUCAAAGAACCAGUGAUAAUACGGACAACAGCAGCUAUCCAACAGACCGAGAUGGAGAUGACCCACGCAACUAUGGAAAUAAUUCACGACCACGCUGGCCUGAAAACGACGAUUCGUGGAGAAAGUGGUGUAAUGGACCAUCCGACUUCUUCGGCCUCGAUUCCUUCUUCGACCGCUUCUUCGAGGACCGGUUCUUCCCUUUUGCAUCACAACUCCUACACUCCGGCCACAACCUCCUUCUCCGGGAUAUGUUUGAGGACACCGACUCACCAACCUGGCCGAUCGGGUAUAUCCUGUUCAGCCCAUACUCGCCUCUGCAUCUAGAACGCCAAGCACAAUACCAAAUGCACCGGGAGAAGGGCGUUUUCUCAUCUCUCAUGUCAUCUUUGCAUCUCAACUCCGACCGUGACCCUUCCGAACUCCAGUGGCGAGAAGCAUUUGAGGAUUUACUUCGACUCGAGAACGAUAAGCCGAUGCUCGAUCGCAAUGCCUCCACCGCGAGAUCCGAGUCCGGCAAGGACUGGCUACAAGGGCUUGUUAAAAGAGGCAGCUUGGGAGAUAAGUGGAAGUAUGUGUCUGGCAGAGAUGGCCAGCCUUGGUCCGGCGUUACGUUAUCUGGUCGUGCAGGCCCUCGUUCUCUACCCGAGAAAGAGAAAGCAUUUACAGAUACGAAGGAGGCUGAGAGCGAGCUAGACCUAUACGAACGCUUCUUGCAUGACAUCGAAAACCGCGAACGUGAAUUCUUCCGCGGUGUCUCCGAAAGCCCUCUUCUGCGUCUCCUCCUGGAUGAGCGACGGGAGCAACAGGAAGAACUUGAGAAAUACAGGCGCAUCCCUCUAAAGGCCGGGGACCAGCACAGCCACGACGAUAAUGAGAAUUGGAUCGAUCUUGUGUCUGGCGGGAACAAGAAAUCUGUCCCUGAAACGCCCAGGGAUUUGCCGACCGAAAUCGCCACCAAACCAGCCGAAGCUAUCUCGGAACCAGCGCAGCCUCGUGUCAUCUCCACUAUGACUCGAACGGAACGUGUGCGGCUUCCCGAUGGCUCAGUUGAGAGCAAGGUCGUCAAUACAAGACGUUUCGCAGAUGGCCGAGAGGAAAGUGACGAGUCUGUUGAGGUGUCUCGUCCCCAGGAGGCUUUGCAUUCUAGAUCUGAGUCCGACAAGCCGAAGAGCGGUUGGUUCUGGAAAGACUAG
Messenger RNA from Penicillium verrucosum, 1410 nucleotides. RefSeq lists its product as uncharacterized. The record is from RefSeq and is a predicted model, not a curated record. The coding region runs from base 1 to 1410 and encodes 469 amino acids. The transcript has a single exon. NCBI's taxonomy places the organism in Eukaryota, Fungi, Ascomycota, Eurotiomycetes, Eurotiales, Aspergillaceae.